AUGGUUCACUUCACCAUCGAAGAGAUCCGGGCCCUUAUGGACCGUCCGGCCAACAUCCGUAACAUGUCCGUCAUUGCUCACGUCGAUCACGGAAAGUCCACUUUGACCGACUCUCUCGUUCAGCGUGCUGGUAUCAUUUCUGCCGCCAAGGCCGGUGAAGCUCGGUUUACGGAUACACGUGCAGAUGAACAGGAGCGUGGUAUCACCAUCAAGUCCACUGCCAUCUCUCUUUAUGCCCAUCUCCCCGAUGAGGAUGAUCUCAAGGAUAUCCCCCAGAAGGUCGAUGGUAACGAGUUCUUGAUCAACUUGAUCGACUCGCCCGGUCACGUCGAUUUCUCUUCUGAGGUCACUGCUGCUCUCCGUGUCACUGACGGUGCCUUGGUCGUCGUCGACACUGUCGAGGGUGUUUGCGUGCAGACUGAGACUGUCCUUCGUCAGGCUCUCGGUGAGCGUAUUAAGCCCGUUGUCAUCAUCAACAAGGUCGACCGUGCCCUUCUCGAACUCCAGGUUUCCAAGGAAGAUCUUUACCAGUCUUUCUCUCGUACCAUCGAGUCUGUCAACGUCAUCAUCGCUACCUACUUCGACAAGGCUCUUGGUGAUGUCCAGGUCUACCCUGACCGCGGAACCGUCGCUUUCGGUUCCGGUCUUCACGGAUGGGCUUUCACCGUCCGUCAGUUCGCUGUCAAGUACGCCAAGAAAUUCGGUGUUGACCGCAAGAAGAUGAUGGAGCGUCUCUGGGGCGACAACUUCUUCAACCCCAAGACCAAGAAGUGGACCAAGUCGGACUCAUACGAGGGCAAGUCUCUUGAGCGUGCUUUCAACCAGUUCAUCUUGGACCCUAUCUUCAAGAUCUUCGCUGCCGUUACCCACAACAAGAAGGAGGAGAUCGCCACUCUUAUUGAGAAGCUCGACAUCAAGCUUGCUACUGAAGAGAAGGAUCUUGAGGGCAAGGCUCUCUUGAAGGUUGUCAUGCGCAAGUUCUUGCCUGCUGCUGAUGCUCUUAUGGAGAUGAUGGUUCUCCACCUUCCUUCCCCCGUUACUGCUCAGAAGUACCGUGCCGAGACCUUGUACGAGGGACCUACUGAUGACGAGGCCUGCAUUUCCAUCCGUGACUGCAACGCCAAGGGUCCUCUCAUGCUUUACGUCUCCAAGAUGGUGCCCACCUCCGAUAAGGGUCGUUUCUUCGCUUUCGGUCGUGUCUUCUCCGGUACCGUCAAGUCCGGUCUUAAGGUCCGUAUCCAGGGUCCUAACUACACCCCUGGUAAGAAGGAGGACUUGUCCAUCAAGGCUAUCCAGCGUACCAUUCUCAUGAUGGGUCGUUUUGUUGAGCCCAUUGAGGAUGUCCCCGCCGGUAACAUCGUCGGUCUCGUCGGUGUUGACCAGUUCUUGCUCAAGUCUGGUACCCUCACCACCUCUGAGACUGCCCACAACUUGAAGGUCAUGAAGUUCUCUGUCUCCCCUGUCGUGCGUCGCUCCGUCGAGGUCAAGAACGCCAACGAUUUGCCCAAGCUUGUCGAAGGUCUCAAGCGUCUCUCCAAGUCCGACCCUUGUGUCCAGGUCUCCAUCAACGAGUCUGGUGAGCACGUCGUUGCUGGUGCCGGUGAACUUCACUUGGAAAUUUGCUUGAAGGAUCUUGAGGAAGAUCACGCUGGUGUUCCCCUCCGUAUCUCUGACCCCGUCACUCAGUACCGUGAGACUGUCGGUGCCAAGUCCAGCAUGACUGCCUUGUCCAAGUCUCCCAACAAGCACAACCGUCUCUACGUCGAGGCUGAGCCCCUUACCGAGGAGGUCUCCCAGGCUAUCGAGAGUGGCAAGAUCACUCCUCGUGACGAUUUCAAGGCCCGUGCCCGUCUCCUUGCUGAUGACUACGGUUGGGAUGUUACCGAUGCCCGUAAGAUCUGGGCUUUCGGUCCUGACACUACCGGUGCCAACUUGCUCGUUGACCAGACCAAGGCUGUCCAGUACUUGAACGAAAUCAAGGAUUCCGUCGUUUCCGGUUUCCAGUGGGCUACUCGUGAAGGUCCUAUUGCCGAGGAGCCUAUGCGCUCUGUCCGCUUCAACGUCAUGGACGUCACCCUCCACGCUGAUGCUAUCCACCGUGGUGGUGGUCAGAUUAUCCCCACCGCUCGUCGUGUGCUCUACGCCGCUACUCUCCUUGCCGAGCCCGGUCUCUUGGAGCCCAUCUUCAACGUCGAGAUUCAAGUUCCCGAGCAGGCUAUGGGUGGUAUCUACGGUGUCCUCACUCGUCGUCGUGGUCACGUCUACACUGAGGAGCAGCGUGUCGGUACUCCUCUCUUCACCGUCAAGGCUUACAUGCCCGUCAACGAGUCUUUCGGUUUCAACGGAGAUCUCCGUGCCGCCACUGGUGGACAGGCCUUCCCUCAAUCCGUCUUCGAUCACUGGGCAAUCCUUCCUGGUGGUUCUCCUCUUGACCCGACCACCAAGCCUGGUCAGAUCAUUGUUGAGACCCGUAAGCGCAAGGGUCUUAAGGAGCAAGUUCCUGGAUAUGACAACUACUAUGACAAGCUAUAA
Molecule: messenger RNA, 2532 nt
Organism: Talaromyces marneffei
Lineage: Eukaryota; Fungi; Ascomycota; Eurotiomycetes; Eurotiales; Trichocomaceae
Exons: 6
Coding region: 1-2532 (843 amino acids)
Biological process (GO): translational elongation
Cellular component (GO): cytosol; ribonucleoprotein complex
Molecular function (GO): translation elongation factor activity; GTPase activity; ribosome binding
Source: RefSeq, a predicted model, not a curated record